Colossoma macropomum (tambaqui) is the source of this 1518-nucleotide messenger RNA. RefSeq names its product PRELI domain containing 1a (gene prelid1a). Gene Ontology annotation, biological process: phospholipid transport. The transcript has 6 exons. The record is from RefSeq and is a predicted model, not a curated record. Gene Ontology annotation, cellular component: mitochondrial intermembrane space. Gene Ontology annotation, molecular function: phosphatidic acid transfer activity. Bases 186 to 818 code for a protein of 210 amino acids. Lineage: Eukaryota; Metazoa; Chordata; Actinopteri; Characiformes; Serrasalmidae.
UGCUGUCUGCACGUUUCCCCCAUCAGCUCUGUAGCGGAAGUGUCGACCCUCACGUAUCUCGUGCUCGGAGCUGGAGGACCGUCCGAGCGGGCAGCGGGAGGGCGGACGGACAAGAAAUGGCAAAGAGUCGUGUCUGAACGGCUUUUCGGACCUCGCUCUUUGCAAAAUACGCUUUAGUGGGAACAAUGGUGAAGUAUUUCAGCUGUGCGGGGUUACUUAAAGGCACGUGGGACCAAGUGUCUGUAGCAUUCUGGCAAAGAUACCCAAAUCCUUACAGUAAUCAUGUUUUGACCGAAGACAUAAUCUUCCGGGAGGUGACUCCCGAUAACCGCCUCAUUUCUAGGCGGCUCUUGACCAAAACCAGCCGAGCGCCUCGCUGGGCGGAGAAGUUCUUUCCCGGCCACAAGACGCGUAAGGCCUACAUCAUCGAGGACUCUGUAGUGGAUCCCAAGGACAAAACCAUGGUCACUCUCUCAUGGAACAUCACCCACACGCGCCUCAUGUCUGUGGAGGAGCGCUGUGUGUACAGAGUGAACCCCGACAACAGCAACUGGACGGAGAUCAAGAGAGAGGCUUGGAUCUCAUCCAGCUUGUAUGGCCUCUCCAGAGCUGUUCAGGAAUUUGGCCUGGCCAGAUUUAAGAGCGGUGUCACGAAGACUAUGAAAGGAUUUGAGUACGUCUUGGCCAGAAUGCAAGGUGAAACGCCCGCGCGUACGCUGGCGGAGACGGCGACCGAGAAGGCUCGAGAGACCGCGCUUGCUGCUAAAGAGAAGGCAAAAGAUUUGGCCUCUCAAGCACAGAAGAAGCAAUACGUAUGAUGUGGAGACUGGCGCUUGCCAGUGUUUUCCGAAGCCUGUGCCUAAUUUCACCGAGACUUUGUGAAAAGGGUCGGGCGGGUUCGGUUCUCGAGGUCACCGCCCCCGUUCUGUACGGCCACCAAACCUACUACACCCAUUCCCACCCUUAAUCGGUGUGCUCUUCCACCUUUUUAGGCCUAAAGUAAAUUUGACUUGGUCGCAGAUACAUCGCCAUGCUUUGCGUAGUGUUAGCAUGUGAGACGUGUUACUGCUACAAAUCCUUACUUUUUCCAACUUUGGCAUAUUUUAAAACAUUUCUGUGAGCUCUUUGUUGAUUUUUUUUUUCUUUUUUCUGUGAUUUGUUCACAGUUAAGGAUAUAAUCUUGUAAUCCUGUACCCUUAGGAUCAAAAAGCCACGCCUUCUCCUUCAGUUCUGCUGUAUACAGUUCCUUCAUUGCUUCAAAUUGAAGUGACAUUGAGCGUUGAUGGGUCCAUGUUUUUAGCAGUCAUUGCCUAGAUGUCUAAAUACUGCAUCAGUGUUCCAGCAAUUGAAAGUAUGGAAGAAAGGAUCGCAGUGGACGGCAAUGUCUGUAAAUAUGCUUGAAAUCAUUAUUUACUGGUACGCAAUAUAUAAUUAUUAAAAAUCUAGCUACAAUGAAAAUCUACAAAGCUCUUAAUUCAGUAGCAUUUGCUUACUGUUCAAUAAACAUUUUCUAUCCAG